Nicotiana tabacum (common tobacco) is the source of this 1709-nucleotide messenger RNA. Its product is annotated as F-box protein SKP2A. Gene Ontology annotation, molecular function: protein binding. Gene Ontology annotation, cellular component: cytoplasm. Lineage: Eukaryota; Viridiplantae; Streptophyta; Magnoliopsida; Solanales; Solanaceae. The record is from RefSeq and is a predicted model, not a curated record.
UUCCACUAAUUCCUACGUAUGUAUAGACCGUAAAAAACAGAGGUUCUUGAAAAUUUCUUACUACUAUAACCUCUUGGAAAGGUAUCAAUAUCCCUAUUUUCAUUUUCCAAAAAGCCUUUUGAGUACUUCUAGAAUUUUCUUGGACAGACUUUACUUGUGUGUACAACUUGCGUGAUGACACAUGUUGUUAACUUGUUGUUUCCCUAUGACUCCUUUUUGGCCUAGAAAUACACAGUAGUAUACGCCAAAGCCUAUCUAUUUUUCCUCUCUAGCUUCAAAAACUCAUCUCUCUAUAUUUGUGUUUGUAACAGCAGCAAGGGGAUACCCUUUUUUCUUUGGCGUCUUGUAUAAAUAAAGGUGAGAGCUUUGAGUAGCAAAUGAUGAUAGGAUUAGGGGUGGAGGAGUUGAGCUUUGAGAAGCUGAUGGUGAACAAUAAUAGCAGCGGUGGGGGUUGUAAAAUGGGGGGUGGGGGUGUGAUCAGGGAGUGGAAAGAUAUACCUAUGGAGUUGUUGUUGAGGAUAGUUGCACUUGUGGAUGAUCAGACGGUGAUUGUUGCUUCUGGUGUUUGCAGUGGAUGGAGAGAUGCUAUUUCUUGGGGCCUCACUCACCUUUCCCUUUCUUGGUGCAAGAGGAACAUGAACAAUUUAGUGCUGACACUUGCACCCAAGUUCACGAAGCUGCAGGUUCUAACUCUUCGGCAAGAUUUACCACAACUUCAGGAUAAUGGUGUUGAGACAAUUGCAAAUCACUGUCAUGAACUUCAAGACCUUGAUCUUAGCAAGAGUUUUAAGCUAACUGACUGUUCACUCUAUGCUUUAGCUCAUGGCUGUCCAAACCUCACGAAGCUGAAUGUCAGUGGGUGCUCGGCUUUCAGUGACGGUGCAGUCGCAUACCUCGCUGAGCGUUGCAGAAAACUAAGAGUCUUGAAUCUUUGUGGCUGUGUUAAAGCUGCAACUGAUAAGGCAUUGAAGGCUAUUGGUUAUUACUGUACGCGACUGCAGACUGUGAAUCUAGGUUGGUGUGAUAAAGUUGGUGAUGAAGGCGUAAUGAGCUUAGCUUAUGGCUGUCCUGAUCUCAGAGCCCUUGAUCUGUGUGGCUGUGUUCUUAUAACAGAUGAGAGUGUGAUUGCGUUGGCAAACAAUUGCCCUCACCUAAGAUCGCUCGGCCUAUACUUCUGCCAGAACAUCACAGACAGAGCAAUGUACUCUUUGGCCCAGAGUCGGGUCAAGAACAAGCACGAGAUUUGGGCGUCUAUGAAGAAGAACAGGUACGAGGACGAAGGGCUUAUGAAUCUAAACAUCAGCCAGUGCACUGCUCUCACGCCUCCCGCCGUCCAGGCAGUGUGCGAAGCAUUCCCUGCCCUGCACACUUGCCCCGGGAGACAUUCCCUCAUAAUUAGCGGCUGCUUGAACUUAACAUCGGUGCACUGUGCAUGUUCUGUCCAAGCACACCGUGCACGCGUUCUCCAUCCAGCUCACUGAGUGUUGGUUGUAUGGAGGAGAAAUUUCCAAGUUCCUAGGCCUUCAUAGAGGGGAAAAAAAAGUUGGACUCGGCCUUGUACAUAUUUGUUUGUGUAAAAAUUAUGCUGGACAUUCUUGGCUGUAUAAGCCAAUCGGUUCUGUUUGUUUAAUCUUUUGGACUGAUAACUUGUUGUUUAUGUUGUUCUGACUCCUUUCAUGUGUUAAAUGUUAUGUGUAAGACUUAUAUUU